UGUGGCUAAAAUCCGUGAAGUUUUUGAACCAAUCAGAUGAGACCAUGGGGCGGGAUUUCCGCUGUUUUCUUCCGUGUCGCUGCUGUCACUGAAAUAAAUGGCUUCUCUGGACAGAAUAAAAGUGCUAGUUUUAGGAGAUUCCGGGGUGGGCAAAUCUUCCUUGGUCCAUCUUCUUUGCCAGAAUCAGGUGUUGGGAAAUCCAUCAUGGACUGUUGGUUGCUCUGUGGAUGUACGGGUGCACGACUAUAAAGAGGGAACUCCGGAGGAGAAAACCUUCUAUAUUGAACUGUGGGAUGUCGGAGGAUCUAUUGGCAGUGCCAGUAGUGUCAUAAGCACCAGAGCAGUCUUCUAUAAUUCAGUUAAUGGAAUUAUAUUGGUACAUGAUUUGACAAAUAAGAAAUCCUCUCAGAAUCUUUACCGCUGGUCACUAGAAGCUUUGAACAAGGAUUCCUCUCCAACAGGAGUCAUUGUCUCAAAUGGUGACUAUGAUAGAGAACAGUUUGCUGAAAAUCCCGUGCCUUUGUUGCUGAUUGGCACCAAGUUUGACCAGAUACCAGACAACAAGCGUAAUGAUGUUCUCACGCGAACAGCCUUCCUCUCCGAAGACUUCAAUGCAGAGGAGAUCAAUCUUGACUGCACGAACCCGAGAUACCUGGCAGCAGGCACAUCAAAUGCAGUGAAGCUAAGCAGGUUCUUUGAUAAGGUUAUAGAAAAGAGAUAUUUCACAAGGGAUCCAAGUCAGAUGACAGGUUUCACUGACAGAAAACGGUUCAACUUCAAGAGUGUGCACUAUGACUGAUGAUGCAUGAAUGCUACAGCGAUGGUUUGGGGUUUAUCAUAAAGUGUUUAGGCUCUUUUUUUUUUCUUUUUACCACAACCACCACACUCACUGAAAUACUUUCUAUAUCUGUUCUGCCUCUACCCACAAUUGGUACACUGUCAUUUCUCCUUAAUCCAUUCAGUCUAAACACAUUUACAGUUUGCAUUAAAGAAGGACUUUAAGAGGAAAAUGUU
Solea solea (common sole) is the source of this 1014-nucleotide messenger RNA. RefSeq names its product RAB, member of RAS oncogene family-like 3 (gene rabl3). The coding region runs from base 98 to 799 and encodes 233 amino acids. Gene Ontology annotation, biological process: intracellular protein transport. Gene Ontology annotation, cellular component: endomembrane system. Gene Ontology annotation, molecular function: GTPase activity. Lineage: Eukaryota; Metazoa; Chordata; Actinopteri; Pleuronectiformes; Soleidae. The record is from RefSeq and is a predicted model, not a curated record. The transcript is spliced from 8 exons.